GUAGAUCUCAGAGGAGCGUGGAUUCUCAUUCAUCUCUCUCUUUGCGCAUGGUGAAUUCCAUUUGUUAGCAUCUGUAGCUUCAGUCCUGCUCUGCCAAAUCUCCCAGGAUGUUGAGUGCCUAAGAUGAGAUCGCCAUGUCUGACGAGACCACGGACAGCUUCUGGGAGGUUGGCAAUUACAAGCGUACAGUAAAGCGAAUCGAGGAUGGUCAUCGGCUCUGCAAUGACAUGAUGAACUGCAUACAGGAGCGUGCCAAAAUAGAGAAGGCCUACGCACAGCAACUUACUGACUGGUCUAAGAGGUGGAGACAGCUGGUAGAGAGAGGGCCACAGUACAACUCUCUGGAGAGAGCCUGGUUAGCUGUGAUGACGGAGGCAGAAAAGGUAAGCGAGCUGCACCUGGAGGUGAAAAACAGCCUGCUGAACGAAGACUUAGAGAAAGUGAAGACCUGGCAGAAAGAGUCCUACCACAAACAGAUGAUGGGCGGCUUCAAGGAGACCAAAGAGGCGGAGGAGGGAUUCAGAAAAGCCCAGAAACCCUGGGCCAAAAAACUCAAAGAGUUGGAAACAGCAAAGAAAACAUACCAUAUGGCCUGCAAGGAAGAGAAAAUAGCAUCUACAAGAGAAGCCAACAGUAAAGCAGAGGCAUCAGUGACAUCUGACCAACAGAAGAAGCUCCAGGAGAAGGUGGACAAAUGCAAAAACGACGUUCAGAAGGCCAAAGAGAAAUACGAGAAGAGCCUGGAUGAGCUGAGUAAGUGCACGCCGCAGUACAUGGAGAACAUGGAGACGGUGUUUGAUCUGUGCCAGCAGUUUGAGGAAAAGAGGUUGAACUUCCUCAGGGAGAUGCUUCUGGAUCUCAAACGACACCUCCACCUCGCCGAGAGCCAAAGCUAUGCCAUGGUUUACAGAGAACUGGAGCACACCAUCAGCUCAGCCAGCGCUCAAGAAGACCUCAAGUGGUUUAGCAAUGCCCACGGAUCUGGCAUGCACAUGAGCUGGCCACGGUUUGAGGAGUUCAAUCCAGAUCUGAGUCACUCCAUCAGUAAGAAAGAGAAACUGAAGAAGAAUCAUGAUGGAGUGACUUUAACUCAAGUCACACACGGUGGAGAUCAGGGCACACUACACACUGGAGACCGGGGCAGCGUGAGCAGUUAUGAGAAGAACCAGCAAUAUUCUGCAGAAUGGUCUGAUGACGAGCAACCACCUGCUGCCCAACCAACCAGCAAAACGAACGGUGCUGCAAAUCGAUUCGAUGAGGAAAGUAAAGGGGUGCGAGUGAGAGCGCUGUACGACUAUGAUGGCCAAGAACAAGAUGAGCUCACCUUUAAAGCAGGAGUUGAACUCACCAAACUGGAAGACGAGGACGAGCAGGGUUGGUGUAAAGGGCGUUUGAAUAAUGGUCAGGUGGGCUUGUACCCGGCUAACUACGUUGAGCCCAUUUAGUUGCCUUCUGCGUUGGACAGCCUUUCGUGAUGGAAGUAGGCCUUAAAGACUUUUUUCCCACACUGCUUGAAUCUGAGAUUUUAGCACAACAUUUUCGUUGCCUGACUGACUUGCUUCAAGCUGUAUUUCCUUAAAUCUACAACAAGAAAUCUACAGUACCCAAAACACAUAAUUUCCCUCUUACCCCAGCAAGGGAACAGUUCUGUACGUCCAUGUAGCCAUGUUCAGUAUGAAUUACUGUGCUUACAAUAGUAAUGUCAUGAGUCAAGACGUCCAUGAAGCGUAGCAUAGCCAAUAUGAGCUAUGCAAUGUGUAUAUUAGACUUUUAUUUUGAAGUGCAAUUUUCAAUGCUAAACCUACUAGUGGCCCUUUUUCCCAAGUAUAGGGCUCUGCAGAACAUUAAUGGGUUUUUUCAAAUCUGUGGGCAUUUUCAAACCGGGAUGGGUGUUUCUAAGCAUUCAUAACAAAUGUUUUUAUGUUAUGCCUCGAUACAAAUGUAAAUGAAAUGCACUAUACCAUUUUAAAAUCAGUUUUAACAAAAUGUAAAGUCUUUUUUCAAGCCUUCUCCCAGGCUUGUAUUUUUUAAUAUCCCUUGUCAUAAAAUCCUAAAGGAAUGUUAAUGGAAUUUCUAUCAUAAUUUGAAAGGGGAUUAAAUAAGAGUCCCUUCAUUUUGACUAAGGAAUUAGUUAUGAUUUUAGGACCAUUGAACUGUGGAUCAAAGUGAUAUCUGGACACAUGUAAAGAUAUUUAAAAGUGUGUUCAAAUGCAUUUGAAUCCUUCUUUGCCUUUUGGUCUGUUAUAAGAUUGGGAAUGUCUUUUAACAUGCAACCCAGAACGGAUUCAAUUUGCAAUGUGCUGACUGUAGUGUGACAGUCAGGUGUUAUGCAUUGUGUCAUUAUGAACUGUUUAUACGGCAUGUUUAGAACAGACUGAUGUGUUCGACUCUUCAUGUCAUUGUAGUAAAUGUUCCAUUCAAGUUCACAAUAAAACAGAUAAAACUGAGACAAGUGUUGGAUGUUGACAAUGCAAAGCUUGGAGUCACCACUAGAGGUCAGCAUUGCAGAAGUCUGUUGCAGGUAGUUGACCACAUGAUGCAGUGACAGAUGGUGUGAUAUGCAAAAAAAUGUCUUUCUCUUUUAGUGAUAUUUUUGCCAUUGUUUGCCUUUAGUAUAAGGAAACUGGUGUGGGAGACAGAUAACUACACACACAAUUUAAUUUUGUUAAAGAUCACUUAAUUCAAUUUAACCCUUGUGCGACCUUCAGAAUAUUUUUGUCUUUUUCAUUUGAGUUUUUUGUAUUAAUGCCAACGGCAUACAUUUUGCCAAAGGUGUGUAUUUGGGGUGGAGUUUUGAUAUUUUAACCUCUAAUACAUAAAAUACAUCUAUAAUAAACUGUGUACAUAAAA
This is a messenger RNA of Xyrauchen texanus (razorback sucker), 2850 nucleotides long. Its product is annotated as protein kinase C and casein kinase substrate in neurons protein 1. Gene Ontology annotation, cellular component: cytoplasm; endosome; plasma membrane. The transcript is spliced from 10 exons. Gene Ontology annotation, biological process: neuron projection morphogenesis; cytoskeleton organization; positive regulation of dendrite development. Gene Ontology annotation, molecular function: protein binding; phospholipid binding. Bases 135 to 1445 code for a protein of 436 amino acids. NCBI's taxonomy places the organism in Eukaryota, Metazoa, Chordata, Actinopteri, Cypriniformes, Catostomidae. The record is from RefSeq and is a predicted model, not a curated record.